Ostrinia furnacalis (Asian corn borer) is the source of this 3166-nucleotide messenger RNA. RefSeq names its product EEF1A lysine methyltransferase 1. Gene Ontology annotation, molecular function: nucleic acid binding; protein-lysine N-methyltransferase activity. Lineage: Eukaryota; Metazoa; Arthropoda; Insecta; Lepidoptera; Crambidae. Bases 523 to 1170 code for a protein of 215 amino acids. Gene Ontology annotation, biological process: methylation. The record is from RefSeq and is a predicted model, not a curated record. The transcript is spliced from 4 exons.
CAUCUGUCAUUUUUAUCGUCAAAAAUUCACUUGUCAAACAAAAGCGAAAGCAUUUUUGCAAUAUUUUGCAUAUUUUAUCGUGAACCAGACUAAAAUUAUAAGAGAAACAGGAAAAUAAAUAUCUUACCCAACAGCCGUCACACAUUUUCGUCACCAUCUCCCGAUCGAAUGCACGGUAAGCGCAUUUCUUUGCUUGUAAUUUUUCGCGGCCACUGGCGUGCUCGAAAGACGGAGGCAAACUAACCUAUUUUUAACUGUCAGCGGUUCAAAACAGCCGUCCGCGAUCUUUUUGCGUAAUCUUUGUAAUUUAGACCGAUGAGAUAAUAAAAAUCUAAUGUUCUGUGUUAAUUACGCACUGCCUGCAUAAAUGAAUGCGCCGCUAACUGGACCAGCGCCGGUUGUUUACUUCCACAUUCGCGGAAGCAUAUUAUUAUACGGAUGAAUUGCGAAAGAAACUAAUUUGCAGCACUCACGAAGCAUGAAUUAAAUUAAAGCUAGAAUUAUUUAAAUCUGCACAGUAACAUGGAGGAUGACGAUGAUGUCCCGACUCUCUCGGCCGAUACAUUUGCAGCUCUUCAAGAGUUCUAUGCGGAGCAGCAGAAGCGGCAGGAAAUAUUUACCAAACUUGAGGCAGAUGACAAACUAAAAGAGAAUGUGUUAUUUGAUGAAAAUUGGCAACUAAGCCAGUUUUGGUAUGACGAGGCUACAGUUCAGGCCCUGGUAAAGGUUAUAGACCGAGUAAUAUCAGACGGAGGGAGGGUGGCAUUAAUUUCUUGUCCUACCCUCUUUGUGCCAGUAAAGAGACAAAUUGGAAGUAGAGCUACAGUGUCCCUGCUUGAAUACGACAGAAGGUUUGAAGUUCACGCACCAGACUUUAUUUUCUACGACUACAACACACCAGACAAGUUACCACCAGACGUUUUAAACAGUUACGACUUAGUUGUGGCAGACCCACCGUUCCUUUCAGAGGAAUGCAUAACAAAAACUUCGGAAACCAUCAAAUUACUAUCCAAAGAGAAGAUUGUUGUGUGCACAGGUGCCAUCAUGAAGGAAAACGUAGAAAAACUAUUGGAUUUAAAGUUGUGCAAUUUUCAACCACACCACAGAAACAAUUUGGCAAAUGAGUUUUCAUGCUAUGCAAAUUUUAAUCUGGAUGACAUCCUGAGGUGAUAUUUAAAAAGUAACUAUGAACAGGCAACUUAUUUACUAAACCAAAACUAAUAAUAUCAGUAUAAUUUAUGGGAAAUUACUAUUAAAAAUUGUGUCUAAUCUGGAACUUAUACAUCUAGAUAGUAAGAAUAAAACUCUACUGUUGUAAAACACUUGCAUUUAUUAUUGUUUCCCUUAACAAAACUAUUACUUUGUUACAUUAUGCUGGUUAACAUCUUAUUAACUCUCGAAUACGAUAAUCGUCACUUUGCUACAUUAAAAAUAUUCAUUUUUAACAAUUUACCAUAUAGAUAUUGAUAAAGGUACAGGGUUACUCUAUCCUAGCGCGGACAAAAUAGAUAUCUAAGAUAGAUUUUGUAAUAAUGAAUUGACAUUAAAUAUUAUCAUGUCUUAACAGGAAUUAUUGUAAAAGUUAUACAUCUCUACAUGCAAAAAUGGCCAGCAGUAAAGAAUAUCGUUAUUAGUUUCCUUCAAUGGGAUAAAAUAAUGACCGAUUGACUUUAGUGCUGGCACUAAAUCUGCAUAACAAUAUUAUAAGUCGGAUAGAGUACAUUAUUCUGUAUACAAUAAUUUUGAAAAAUAGUAAUUUCUAUUUAAAUAUGUAUGAUAGAGUAAUCCUCCACUAAUAAUCGUCGAUACUUCGAAUAACAAGAAUUACAUUAAUCACAUUAUGAAUCGUUUAAACUAGCAAUGUCAUCAUUUCAGAGUUUAUGCUAUGUCUAACAAACAAAUAAAAAUUGAUACACCUACAGUAACUUGAAAAAGUAUAGGCAAUCAGCGCUGCAGUUAUGAGCACAAAUUAUUUUAAUGACAUAUUUCAACAAAUAAUAUUGCAUUCUUCAUCUUUUAAAACAACGGAAUUGCAUCCGCAAUUUGUGAAUACUCAAAAGUGCAAAACAUUCCAUAAGUAGAAUCUGUAUAAGUAUGAUAGAUAACACUGCAGUGCUGAUAAUCUUUUAUAACAUUCUACGAGGGCAGUUAUUUGUAUAGGCCAUGUGAUGUGGCGUCAUUACGUUUAAUGGACAUUUUAAACUACAAUAAAUUCUCCGUUUCUAUUACAAUAAAAUAAAUAAUCAUUUACAUUUUAAUUUAUUCAUUACUUAUACUUAAUAAUGAUUUGGUGUUUAAAUACCUACAGUUUGCGUUUGAAAAAUAGAUAUUUUAUAUGUACAAAACUAUACAUAGAUAUCAUUUCUAUAUAGAAAAGAUAAAGUAGAUACUAUAUGUAUAUAGUAAUUUAAAAAUAUAUUCAAGAAAAUAAAGGCCACAAACAAAAUUCAUGUGGAUUAUGUAAAUAAGGUUUUCGAAAGAGAUUGCUAUUUGUUUGUGCCUAAUAAAUAACGAAAAAUCAGACUUCAGAGAUAAUAAUAAUAAAUUUGUACUAAAAAAUAAUAUAACCGCUUUUCCAUUAAAAUGUUUUUGAUAUAGAGCACUUAUUAUGUCCGAUAUCUUUUACUCGACACUUAAAAUAAUUAGUCCAACACCUGUAUUGGAGCAAUUAAUAAAAUACAAUGAAAGAUUCAAUAAUAACUAACUAGUAAUUCAUUAAUUUGAAACUAUCUACAAGGCCAUGUUCACUACUGGGUUAAAGCCGUUAUUUUUUUGUUGUUUUUCUUUAUAAGACUUAUUAGUAAUUCGCGUUCUCCUGGUUAUUUGGUUUGGUGCUUAUUGUCGAAUUUCUGCACGGAAUUAAAUUUCUUAUUAUGAAUUAUGUUCACCUAUUAAUCAAAGAAUUAAUAUUGUUUCUCAAUAAUAGGAUUGAAAAUAUAAUUUAUAGUCAUUUGUGAUAUCAACUUUCAGAUAGCUCUCUCGGAUUUACUGACGUGAUGAAAACAUGUAAACGAAUAUCGAAGAUACGCUUAAUAAAUUGCUUACAGACUAACGCUUACUUGAGUUUCAAUACUCGAAACGCAUUCUCAAUAAUAUUUGUAACAGAAACUAUUGAAAGAAAGAAAUAUUUUUAUGAUAGAAGUUUAGGUGAGAUGACUUCUAAAGA